This is a messenger RNA of Arabidopsis arenosa, 463 nucleotides long. NCBI's taxonomy places the organism in Eukaryota, Viridiplantae, Streptophyta, Magnoliopsida, Brassicales, Brassicaceae. The record is from the annotation of a GenBank genome assembly.
AUUACAAAGCACCGCAAACAAAAACAACAUAUUUUUAUUAAAAAAAACUCCCGACCAAAUGUCUCCAUCUGCCGUCAAAGCUUCAUACUGGUUCUCGGCUACUGAUAUCGACUCAUCUCUGAUUCAGGAUGGAGCGUACACUGUUCCAAGUCAGGAAAAAGACUCUAAAGGAACAUUGAGCAUGGUUGAAGAUACAAAUAACAACAUGGCCUUUGCAUUUCAGACCGGACCGAGAAACUCCUACCCAACUCGUGAGAACAGGGAUAAAAUGCUAUGUGCAAGUUGUGGCCGCACUGGUCAUUUGGCUGAGAAUUGCUUAUAUGUCCGGUCUUGACAACAAACUGGCUAAAGCCAAAGCUUAUUAUUGCCACCAAUCUAUUAUUUAUUUCUUACAUAUUUUUACGUAUCUCAAGGGCUACCAAAUUUGUUGCUUUUUGGUUUUCACUAAAGAAUUAUUGUCUAA